AUGAAUCUGAAUAAAAAUUAAUUCUCUAACAUUGAUGGCUCAAGCAAAGUGGCUUUUAUUUUUAUUGGAUCUGCUUAAAACUUUUAAAAUUAUUAUGAUAGAUAAAAUCUGAUUGAUUAAGGAGUUUCUUUUUAGCAUGCUUUUAAAGGAACAGAUGAGCAAUAGCUCAUUCGCCAAGAUAAAGAAGCUUUAUACAACCAUGCAAAAAGCUUAAAACUCAAUUGCGAUGCCGUUUCGUUUGAAAGCCUAUUGUCUAAAAACAAAUUUAUUAAAAAAAGCCAAGUAAUAUCGUUUUUAAUAGAGAAUAUUAGCAAGUAUAAAAAUUUCAGUGAAAUUAAUAUACACUUCGAUGGUCCUAGUAUUAAAUAUAAGGGAGAUUGGGUAUUCUAUGACAAUUAAAUUCUGAAAUAAGAAGAAUUGUUAUUAAUUGCUAUAAAUUAGCAAUUUAGAAAUAAUUUAAUAAUCGUAUCAAAUUGUAACUAUAGCAAUGAGCUUUUAGAGAGAUAUAAUAAAGGUGUCUAUGAUAAAUAUAUUUCUUACUUUAACUCAUUACUUUUCAUUUCUACAUGCUUUAAAGAACAAAAUUAUCAUUCAUUUUAUUAGUUUUAUAAUUUUUAAUGCAGAAACUGCUGCUUCAUCAAAUAAUUAAAUAACUCUUACACAAAUGAAUGUAAAUUACAUAAUUAAUAAGAAUAAAUAGAGCUUUGUAAUUCAAUUUCCCCAUCUAACACUUUACUUGAUAAGUAGGUGAUUAUUAAUUAAUCUUGUCCAUCACAUAGAUUUAGCAAUUACGAACUUUCUACUUAAGCUAAUACUGCUAGAAAUUAGUACUAUUAAUCAAAUAUCAUGCUUAAAGAAGAUAUAGAAAAAAAAUAUGAUUUAAAAAUUGAUAACUCUAGUAAUUAAACAAAUAUUUACAAAAAGUCCUCAAUUUUACUUCAUCCAUCUAAUUAACACUAAAACUAAAACGCCCAUAACUCUUUUGAGGCAAAAUCACAGGAUGUAUCAUAUGAGCUUCUUAGUACUGACUAAACAUUUAAUAUGAAUAAUAACAACCAAAGUUUAAAAGGUGUUAGCUAUGAACAGAUAAAAUAUUUUUUUAGUUCAGUAUAACCUAUAAACAGAAUUUUAGAUAACUAGUAAACCUAAUAAGAUAAAAGAUGA
Molecule: messenger RNA, 1164 nt
Organism: Tetrahymena thermophila SB210
Lineage: Eukaryota; Ciliophora; Oligohymenophorea; Hymenostomatida; Tetrahymenidae
Exons: 1
Source: RefSeq, a predicted model, not a curated record